Molecule: messenger RNA, 2002 nt
Organism: Drosophila biarmipes
Lineage: Eukaryota; Metazoa; Arthropoda; Insecta; Diptera; Drosophilidae
Gene: Obp19c
Exons: 3
Coding region: 892-1407 (171 amino acids)
Biological process (GO): sensory perception of smell
Molecular function (GO): odorant binding
Source: RefSeq, a predicted model, not a curated record
UGACACUCCGCUCCAGCGGCGAGACGAGAUGGCCCACCGAUCUCCGCUGGCCCGCCUAAUUGGUGACUGGCAUGAAAUCACUGGAAAUGGAAGUGCAAUUGGGAGUGGGAAUGGAAAUGAACAGGCAGAUUGCAAAAUGCAAAGUGCCGCUUGUAAUUAAAUCGAUCAACAGCUCUGGGUGAGAUGAGUGAUUGUGACUGGCGUGGCCAGGCGGCUAUUAUAUCGUUAUAUGGAUUCCCAAUACCGCUCGGUGCUUCCAGCCGGGCAAAUUGCCCGUUUAGGCCAUAAUGUACCCUUGAUCUGUAGCCCGCCUGUUUCCCAGUUUGUCUGACAAUUCCCUCGCAUAUUCCGCAGUCUAUUUGCCAUUGCCAUGUGUAAAGUGGAAGUUACAGGGCACGCAAUCCAUAUUGAACAAUCGAACUGCUGAAAUUGAACUGCUUCCCAAUGUCGUGCCAGCAUAGCAUGUUGCACCGCAAUUUUCUGGUGCUAUAAGGUGGAAGAGGUUUCCUAGUUUUCGAUGUUAACAAGUUGGAAAUCGCUCUCGUUGGAAUAAUAACCAAACACUCUGAGAGUUGGACAUACAAAAGAGCCAGUUUAAUUCGGGGUUUCCCCUAUUAUCGAGUUUGAAGGCUGUCAGAUUAAAGAUCUCCAUAGAUACCAAUACCAUCAUCUAAAGAGAACCGACACACUUGCUGGGCAGUGCUGGAGCGUGACUUGCGUGGGGCGACACUGAGGGUAAAGCUCUUGACAUUGGGAAAUCGCUGUCAUCAGCAGCACCAAGCGGAGAAAAGACAUGUGCCGAAGAAUACGUUUUGGGGUGAUGGGCAACUAUAUAAGCCCAGACGCCAAGAGCCCAAUCAGUCAAAAGGCAGAGAUCAAGCCGGUGCAAAGAUGAAACCCGCCACCAUUUCGCUGAUAACGAUCGUGCUGGGAGUGAUGCUGCAGAUGCACUGCAUCCGGGCUCAAAGCCAGGGCUUCGAUAUCACCAAGCUGCUGCCCAAGACCGGAGCCGAGCCCAUCUGGACGGUGAUCGACCGCAACCUGCCGCAGGUGCAGGAGAUGAUCAGCGCGGCCCGGAGGGAGUGCAUCCAGAAGCUCAACCUGCCCAGGGAUCAGCGGCCGCUGAUGAAGGUGUCCAAUCCCAGCGAGAAGGAGAAGUGCCUGGCGGAGUGCGUGCUCAAGAAGAUCAAGCUGAUGGACGACAACAACAAGCUGAACAUCGGUCAGGUGGAGAAGCUGACCAGCCUGGUGACCCAGGACAACAAGGUGGCCAUCGCCGUCAGCAGCAGCAUGGCCUCCUCCUGCAACCGGGGCAUCUCCUCCAAGAACCCCUGCGAGGCGGCCCACUUCUUCAACCAGUGCAUCGCUCGCCAGUUGGAGCGCAACAACGUGAAACUGGUCUGGUAGAUGGGAUUGUCCUAGAAACAUCUACUAAAAUAUAUCUAAAGUGAGGAAAUGUGAGCUAUACUCCAAGUUUAUGGGCCAUACUAUUAAUUACUUUAUAUAAAAUGCUCUGGUGAAGAUCUGUUGGAGUACACUGAUACAAAAACGUAGUAAAUUUAAAUAUUUUAGGUUUAUUCCAAAAAUAUCUGAUUAAUUUUUAAAUUCAUUUAUUAGGGUUUUUAGUUGUUUAUGAGAAACUUAACGACUUUUGUGCUUAUAAAAGCAUAAGUUUCUAAAAUAACGUGUAUAAAAAUGUUUCUAAAAUAAUAUUAUCUAAAAUAACAUUUUAGAACAACGUUUUAGAUUGACAUUUUUAAACAACACUUUAAAAAAAUAUUUACCUUUUGUUUUAAUGCAAAGUUUAGUUCUUUUUUGUAAUGAAAUAGCAAAGCUUGAUAAUCAUACAUAUAGGUAUUUAUUUUUACUAUUCCGUUUUUAUCAUCAGAGUACCCAAAAAAAAACUAAAAUAUUUUGGCCAUAUUAAUAAUUAACAAAAUAUUAUAGAAAUAAUAUUUGAUAUAAUAUUAUAUUAAUAAAUUUUAUAAAAACCAAAAAUUAA